Messenger RNA from Cicer arietinum (chickpea), 2553 nucleotides. Its product is annotated as phosphatidylinositol/phosphatidylcholine transfer protein SFH6. NCBI's taxonomy places the organism in Eukaryota, Viridiplantae, Streptophyta, Magnoliopsida, Fabales, Fabaceae. The record is from RefSeq and is a predicted model, not a curated record.
ACAACACAUUAUAACAAAGCACGCGCCCCUCUCUUUUAUCUCUCUUCCUCUGUCUUUAGCUGUCUACUACCUUAACCGUCUCAAUUAUUAUUUAUUAUUAUUAAUAAUUAUAAUUCUUAUUUAUUUUACCACUAGUAUUAAAUUAAAAUUCUCUUCUUACUUUGUUGCUCUCUGCAACAAGAAUCUCUAUCAAGCUUCAAUUCGAAUCCAUUUUUUCUGAUUAGGGUUUCCGAAUCUUUUAUGCGUUUGUUUCUGACAGAUCUCAAUUCAACCUACAAUGUCCGGACCCCUGGAUCGAUUCGCAAGACCUUGUUUUGAGGGGUUUUCGGGUAGUGAUGAGAAAAGAGAGAGGAGAUCUGAUUUUGAGAAUUCAGAAGAUGAAAGGAGAACCAGAAUUGGAUCCCUUAAAAAGAAAGCUUUGAAUGCAUCAACGAAAUUCAAACAUUCUCUUAGAAAGAAGAGUGGAAGGAGAAAGAGUGAUGGUAGAGUUAGCUCUGUUUCGAUUGAGGAUGUUCGUGAUGUUGAGGAGCUGCAAGCUGUUGAUGCGUUUCGUCAGUCUUUGAUCAUGGAAGAGUUGCUUCCUGAUGCAUUUGAUGAUUAUCAUAUGAUGUUAAGAUUUUUGAAAGCUAGGAAAUUUGAUAUUGAAAAAGCAAAACAUAUGUGGGCUGACAUGCUACAAUGGAGGAGAGAGUUCGGUGCUGAUACCAUUUUGCAGGAUUUUGAGUUCAAAGAGUUAGAUGAAGUUGUAAAAUAUUAUCCACAUGGCCAUCACGGUGUAGAUAGGGAGGGAAGGCCUGUUUAUAUUGAAAGGCUUGGAAAAGUUGAUCCCAACAAACUUAUGCAGGUUACAACUAUGGAUAGAUAUGUAAAGUACCAUGUGCAAGAGUUUGAGAAAUCUUUUGCAAUAAAGUUUCCUGCUUGCACUAUUGCUGCCAAGAGGCACAUAGACUCAAGCACCACAAUCUUAGAUGUUCAAGGAGUGGGCCUUAAGAAUUUUACAAAGUCAGCCCGGGAACUCAUUAUGCGGUUGCAGAAGGUCGACGGUGACAAUUACCCUGAGACACUCUGCCAAAUGUUUAUUAUAAAUGCCGGCCCUGGAUUUAGACUGUUGUGGAGCACUGUCAAGUCUUUUCUUGAUCCCAAAACAACUUCAAAGAUCCACGUUCUUGGUAACAAGUAUCAAAGCAAGUUACUUGAAGUAAUUGAUGCCAGUGAGUUGCCAGAAUUUCUGGGAGGUACCUGCACUUGUGCAGAUCAGGGAGGUUGCCUUAGAUCUGAUAAAGGGCCAUGGAAAAACCCUGAAAUAUUCAAGAUGGUUCUCAAUGGCGAAGCUCGGAGGGCAAGGCAAGUAGUAAAGGUUCUCAACAGUGACGGGAAGGUUAUUGCGUAUGCCAAGCCACGAUACCCAAUGGUAAAAGGCAGUGAUACAUCUACCGCUGAAUCAGGGUCAGAAGCUGAAGAGAUUGCUUCUCCAAAAGCAAUGAAGAACUAUUCGCACCUUAGACUGACCCCUGUUCGUGAGGAAGCUAAGAUAGUAGGAAAAUCAAGCUAUGCUAGUAACUUGUCUGGGUAUGAUGAAUACGUUCCAAUGGUAGACAAACCUGUUGAUGCUGAAUGGAAGAAGCAAACAUCUCUACAGAGGUCUAAGUCUAAUAUCUUAAAAGGAUCACGUCCUCUUCCUGACAUACAAAAUACUCCAGAAAGAAUCCAUGCUCGGAUAUGGAUAGCACUAACUGCCUUCUUCUUGAUGGUACUUACUAUUUUCCGUCAAGUUGCUUGCCGCAUGACCAACAAGCUUCCUGCAAUAUCAUCUAAUGAUGAUCAGAGAACUUCAGAACCAACUCUGGAGACAAGAAACAUGACAGUUCUUCCUCCAUCAACCCAAACACAUACAGAGGAAAAUCUCCUCCCCUCCUUGCUGAAAAGGUUAGGUGAUCUUGAAGAGAAGGUUGACACACUCCAAUCUAAGCCAUCUGAAAUGCCUUAUGAGAAGGAAGAAUUGUUGAAUGCUGCUGUCUGCCGGGUGGAUGCUUUGGAAGCAGAGUUAAUUGCUACUAAAAAGGCUCUGUACGAAGCAUUAAUGAGGCAAGAAGAGCUGCUUGCUUACAUUGACCGCCAAGAAGAAGCCAAGUUACGGAAAAAGAAGUUUUGCUGGUAAAAUAUACUGCUGAUAGAAAGAUACUCUACAGAGGAGGGUUGUUUCUCAUUGCACGGUUGUACUUAUACUUCUGGAAUGUUGUAACCCAUGAUGUAACUCUACCCACUGUUUUUCAGUGUAAAAUGAGUAAAAAACUAAAUGGAAAACUACUUCAAUCAAAUGUGUGUAUAUCUAGAAUACCAUCUUUGCUAGCUUGUUAAACACAAGCUCUGUCAGUUUUUGUUGUGAUCACUUUUGUUUACCCUUGUAUUUGGUUUGUUUUCCUUGGUUGAAAAGCUUUUGUUUGCACAAGUUCACAUUACUUGCGCAGAGUGAUCAAGAUUUCUUGCUGAUCUUAUUCUCUGGUUUUUGUAGAUUUGCUUUCUCCAGAAGUAAAAAUGUAGCUCUUUCGUUUU